Symbiodinium sp. CCMP2592 is the source of this 1545-nucleotide messenger RNA. Lineage: Eukaryota; Dinophyceae; Suessiales; Symbiodiniaceae. The record is from the annotation of a GenBank genome assembly.
AUGUUGCUGGCCGUGGGCCUGCAUCGAAAAUCCGGAGGCGAGGAGGAGAACCACCCAGCGCCAGAUUCAAUCGCAGAUGCAGAUGGCGGCCCUGUCCCUGACACUCCUGGAGGCAGCUGUUCCACGGAUGAGAUCGAGGAGCAGAACCACCGUGGAGGAAGAUGGGAGAGGACGACAAGGCGGAGCAGUUCCGGAGCCGGGCGAGCCAGCGAGGCUCGGAAGGAGAGCGGAGCGGCGACGGCUGUGAAGAUCGACUUCACUGACUCCUGGUCCACGCUGCUUCGAAACUUGCUUCGAGAAGAAGACUGCAAACCAGAGGAUUGCCGGGUGUUCAAUCGCCACGGAGAGCUGAUUCCAGUUUUCUUCGACAAAGAUUUCGUUCCGAUUCAAAGAGACUUUCCGCUCCACGUGACGUUCCGGAAGGAAAGGAAGCCAGAUUGGCGGGUAUCAGAGUCAGAUGAGGCGAUCAAGACUGCAACGAGCGCCACAUCUUUGAUAUCCGAGGAACAGGAGGAAGUUCGUCGAGCAGCGAGCAGUGUGGCUUCAGCAGAGACGGACGACGAGGUUCCUACUCACUUGCAAGCUGUUGCAAAGAGCCUGCGCCACUGGUUGGCCGAGAUGAAGUUGCAACACUUGGAGUCGUCCGUCCUCAGAUGGUGCGACGAGAUGGGCGCUUGCUCGGUGCAGGAGGUGGUCGACUGCCUUGAGUAUCUCAUAGCUGCGCUGGAUCUGCAAAAGUCGGACGCCAAGCGGCUGUGCUCCGAAGCUUCGCGAGCAAUGAGAAAGCUCAAUACGCCAGGAGCCGUGGGCUUGAGAAAGGAACAAAAGGUCCUGUCAACCUCUCCUACGACUCUGGCACAGGAGCUCCCAGGCCUGACGCCUUUCACUCGCACCAGGCAAGGCCUGAAGAAAAAGAUGAUGAAGGACAGGCAGAAGCAGCUGGCUUCCACCAUGAGCGAGGGAAGCAUAACUGAUGGUCUUCAGAGGAAGCCGACAACAGACGAUUUUUCGUCUGUUGAAGCAGCAAAGGAGAAGCUCGCGCUGCAGCUUAAGGAGGAGGAGGAGAAGCAGAAGGAUGCUGCGAUCACCGCGUUGAAUGCUGCUCUCUCGAAGAAGUGUCUGGACGAUCUGGGAGCAGCAAUCCAGAUGAUGGAGGCGGUCGGCCUGGAUUCGCAUGAGCUCGUUGCAACAGCAAAGCGGGAUCAGGAGAUGCUGUCCCGGCGUCAUCUGCAGCUUUGUGAAGAGUCCGUGUGCGCUCUUCAGGCUGCACUGGAAGCACCGCGAGAUGACCGAUUCGGCCAAGCGAUCCGAGAAGCUUUGCAGAACGCUUCCUUCGCGUGCCAAGUCCAGGGAGGUCAGCGGGUAUGCAAAGAAGCGCAGAAUGCUGUGAGGGUCUGGGACGAGGUCCGAAUGGCUUUGCAGAUUGCCGUCAGGAAUGGUUGUCCAGAUGCCAUGCGCCUUUGCAUCCUCGAGGCGCAAGCUGCUGGCUUCUCGCAGCUGUCCUUGCUUGCGGAGGCAGAGCGACUUGUCCAAGAGGCUUCGUGA